Molecule: messenger RNA, 2573 nt
Organism: Brachypodium distachyon (stiff brome)
Lineage: Eukaryota; Viridiplantae; Streptophyta; Magnoliopsida; Poales; Poaceae
Product: heat shock 70 kDa protein, mitochondrial
Exons: 6
Coding region: 203-2236 (677 amino acids)
Biological process (GO): protein refolding; cellular response to unfolded protein
Cellular component (GO): mitochondrion; cytoplasm
Molecular function (GO): ATP-dependent protein folding chaperone; heat shock protein binding; ATP binding
Source: RefSeq, a predicted model, not a curated record
UGGAGGCUGGAGCCACAAGGCUCUAGAGCAUUCCACGGCCUCCCCCUCCCGCGACUGCCUACACAAAAGCAAGCAACGCCGCGUUGCGUUCCCCCCACCGUACCCCGGAGUUCGCGCCGCUCGCUGGCACCUUCGUCCUCCUCCGCUUCGCCCAAAACCCUAAACCCCUCGCUCUUCGCUGGUCGCUCUCCGUCACCCCGCCAUGGCGGCAUCGCUGCUUCUCCGAGCCGUGCGCCGCCGAGACCUCGCGUCGCCUCUCGGCACCCUGACUGCUAACGUCCAAUCGACUUUUGCUGCAAACGUGUGCUCAAGAUGGGGUAGUCUUGCCAGAACUUUCAGUGCAAAACCAACUGGACAUGAGGUUAUUGGCAUUGAUUUGGGGACAACUAAUUCAUGCGUUUCUAUUAUGGAGGGAAAGAACCCAAAAGUGAUUGAGAACUCAGAAGGCACCAGGACAACACCGUCAGUUGUUGCAUUUUCUCAGAAGGGAGAGCUACUCGUGGGAACUCCAGCCAAGCGUCAAGCAGUGACCAACCCACAGAAUACUUUCUUCGGCACAAAGCGUAUGAUAGGAAGGCGCUUUGAUGACCCGCAGACACAGAAGGAGAUGAAAAUGGUUCCAUAUAAAAUUGUGAAGGCUCCAAAUGGAGACGCUUGGGUUGAAACUACAGAUGGCAAGCAGUAUUCACCGAGCCAGAUUGGUGCAUUUGUUCUGACCAAGAUGAAGGAAACAGCUGAAUCUUACCUUGGCAAGUCUAUUACCAAGGCUGUGAUUACUGUUCCAGCUUAUUUCAAUGAUGCUCAGCGGCAGGCCACUAAGGAUGCUGGCCGUAUUGCUGGACUUGAUGUCGAAAGGAUCAUUAAUGAACCAACUGCUGCUGCUCUUUCUUACGGGACUAACAACAAGGAGGGUUUGAUAGCUGUAUUUGACCUUGGAGGAGGAACCUUUGAUGUCUCCAUUCUAGAAAUCUCCAAUGGAGUGUUUGAGGUCAAAGCAACAAAUGGUGAUACUUUUCUGGGUGGAGAAGACUUCGAUAACACCCUACUGGAGUUUCUAGUGAGUGAGUUCAAAAGAACUGAAGGCAUUGAUCUGUCAAAGGAUAGAUUAGCUCUGCAGAGGCUGCGUGAAGCAGCUGAGAAGGCAAAAAUUGAACUCUCAUCAACAACCCAGACUGAAACCAAUCUCCCAUUCAUCACGGCUGAUUCCUCUGGAGCAAAACAUUUGAAUAUCACAUUGACAAGAUCAAAGUUUGAAUCUUUGGUGAAUAAUCUGAUUGAGAGGACUAGAGACCCAUGCAAGAACUGUUUGAAGGAUGCUGGUAUAACUACUAAGGAUGUUGAUGAGGUCCUUCUUGUUGGUGGAAUGACAAGGGUUCCGAAAGUGCAGGAAGUGGUUUCUGAAAUCUUUGGUAAGGCCCCUAGCAAAGGAGUCAACCCAGAUGAAGCUGUGGCCAUGGGUGCUGCUAUUCAGGGUGGCAUUCUCCGUGGAGAUGUGAAGGAGCUUCUUCUCCUUGAUGUUACCCCUCUUUCACUUGGUAUUGAGACUCUUGGUGGUAUCUUCACCAGAUUGAUUAACAGGAACACUACAAUUCCCACAAAGAAGAGUCAGGUGUUCUCAACUGCUGCUGACAACCAGACACAAGUGGGUGUUCGUGUCUUGCAAGGUGAGCGUGAGAUGGCAUCAGACAACAAACUCCUUGGCGAGUUUGAUCUCGUUGGCAUUCCACCUGCACCAAGAGGCAUGCCACAGAUCGAGGUCACAUUCGACAUUGAUGCCAACGGGAUCGUGACAGUCUCUGCAAAGGAUAAGGCAACUGGAAAGGAGCAGCAGAUCACCAUCCGAUCCUCUGGCGGUCUUUCUGAGGCCGAGAUCCAGAAGAUGGUCCAGGAGGCUGAGCUGCACUCCCAGAAGGACCAGGAGCGGAAAGCUCUCAUCGACAUCAGAAACACCGCGGACACGACGAUCUACAGCGUGGAGAAGAGCCUGGGAGAGUACAGGGACAAGGUUCCCGCAGAGGUCGUGUCUGAGAUCGAGACAGCCAUCUCUGACCUCCGCACCGAGAUGGCCUCGGAUGACAUCGAGAAGAUCAAGUCCAAGAUCGAAGUGGCCAACAAGGCAGUCUCGAAGAUUGGGCAGCACAUGUCUGGUGGCGGCGAGGCUAGUGGCCCGCCGUCAGGAUCGCAGGGUGGAGGCGACCAGGCUCCGGAGGCCGAGUACGAGGAGGUCAAGAAGUGAAGUGCCACUUUAGCUGACUCUUUAUCUGCGUGUUAGAGAUAGAUAAUCUUGAUGAACCCCGAGAUAGUAGGAUCGCGCGUCCUGUAAUAAGUUUCUAUGUUUUUCUGUCUAACGAACAAGUUAAGCCUCACGGGGACCAAGAGGUUGGGUACAUGUUCUUAAGGGGAAGCUAGGGGGUGAUCCCCGUUAUCCCUGCUGCCACAUUCCAUGAGAUAAAUUUAUCCUGUCUAUAUGCAUCGCUUUAGAUUGCACUUUGGUAAUUUGCUCGCUUCAGACUCAACAUGCUGGUGAUGUAGAACGGGGCAAAGUGUAAUGUAAAUUGGGGUGUGUGAUCAAA